Molecule: messenger RNA, 849 nt
Organism: Closterium sp. NIES-67
Lineage: Eukaryota; Viridiplantae; Streptophyta; Zygnematophyceae; Desmidiales; Closteriaceae
Source: the annotation of a GenBank genome assembly
AAUCUUCGGCAGAAUUUCUUCAACGGCUCUCUUCCUAGCGAGCUUGGCAAUUUCACUAACCUCAUUGUCUUAAAUUUUGACGGCAACUUGUUUUCCGGAAGCAUUCCUCCAUCGAUGGGCGAGAUGUCACUGCUUCAGCAAAUUUUCAACCAGCUGAGUGGCACCAUCCCCGACUCCCUUGGUCACCUGCGUGGCCUCACACACCUUAUCCUAAUGGAUAACCUUCUAAGCGGUUCUAUUCCAACAGCACUGGCAUCGCUGCCGAAGCUUAGAGCCAUAAUGGCCUCCAGCAACCAGCUGUCGGGAAGCAUACCUGCUGCACUGGGUGAUCUCCUACAGCUAGAUUACCUGGACCUCAGUGGCAAUCAGUUCUACGGGACAGUCCCAAGCACCCUCAGCGACCUUUCCAAGCUGCAGUACCUUUUUCUGACAAACAACCAGUUCUGGGGAACCAUAGAGCCCAUCACACGAACCAUGAGGAACCUCAGAAUGCUCUCAGCCUCUUCAACCCUCGAGCAGUACCAAGUGGAUACCAAUUUCUUCACCCACGGGGAGGUCAAGUUCAAAAACUGCUCAGCCGUCAUGUGGACCACCGAUGCAAACUGCCUUGCUGCCUCUGCAAGCGUCUGCGGCCGUGCUUCCACCCAGAGGACUGCUGCUGUUUGUGCUGCAUUCUGUGGGGUGGAGAUCGGAGCUACUGGCCCUGUGUGUGGGGGGCAUGGCUACUGCUCGGUAAAUGCUUUCAUUGGAGAAGGGGAGUGUGUGUGCGAUCCCAACUACAUGCUUGAUAGCAGCAACACCAACGCAUGUGUGGCUGGAGCUUAGGUUCACUUCUUAUAUUUUACCCUA